Messenger RNA from Pimephales promelas (fathead minnow), 2274 nucleotides. RefSeq names its product negative elongation factor complex member C/D (gene nelfcd). Gene Ontology annotation, biological process: negative regulation of transcription elongation by RNA polymerase II. Lineage: Eukaryota; Metazoa; Chordata; Actinopteri; Cypriniformes; Leuciscidae. Gene Ontology annotation, molecular function: RNA binding. The record is from RefSeq and is a predicted model, not a curated record. Gene Ontology annotation, cellular component: NELF complex; nucleus.
CUGUUAUUGUAUUUCAAGAACAAUAUGUAAGAAUAAAAGAGUAUUAUUUAUAAAUAUUUAGUACCCCCCAUUUUAGAUUGUUAAUGGCUUGCCAUUUUAGUCGCUUAUUCUAUGAACGGUCCUUAUCGCAGUUUGUAGUGUCCACCAGCCCAGAAGGCGGCGCUCGACUACUCCGUUAUCAAAUUACGUAUUAUACACGCGCCGGUCGGUGCUCUCGUACGUAUUUUGUAAACAGUUGCUUUUCUGUAUAAAAUAUUUCCAAAUAUUUUCCUCCAUGGACGAAGAAUACUACGGCAAUGUUGGAGAAUGGGAGGGUCACGACGGCAACACGGAGGAUGGAUACGCGGAUGCUGAGACUGAUGGAAAAGUUCAGGAAGAGUGUCUGCAAAAAUUCUCCAGCAGAGACUACAUAAUGGAGCCCACCGUGUUUAACACCCUUAAAACGUAUUUCCAGGCAGGUGGUUCACCUGAGCAUGUGAUCCAGCUGCUCUCAGAAAACUACUCUGCUGUUGCACAGACAGUCAAUCUACUGGCGGAGUGGCUCAUCCAGAUGGGUGUGGAGCCUGCGCAGGUGCAGGAGCGUGUAGAGAAUCAUUUAAAGAGUCUAUUGAUCAAACACUUUGACCCUCAGAAAGCUGAUUCUAUCUUCACUGUUGAGGGAGAGACACCAGCAUGGCUGGAGCAGAUGAUAGCACACACAACAUGGAGAGAUCUAUUCUACAAACUGGCCGAGGCUCAUCCAGACUGUCUGAUGCUCAACUUUACCGUCAAGUUGAUUUCAGAUGCAGGGUACCAAGGAGAAAUCACAAGCGUGUCCACAGCCUGCCAACAGUUGGAGGUUUUCUCCAGAGUCCUACGAACUUCUCUCGCUACACUACUGGAUGGAGGAGAACAGAAUCUGGAGAAAAAUCUGCCUGAAUUCGCUAAGAUGGUGUGUCAUGGUGAGCACACAUACUUGUUUGCUCAGGCUAUGAUGUCCAUCCUCGCUCAAGAGGAGCAGGGCGGCUCUGCAAUGCGGCGAAUCGGACAGGAAGUGCAGAAAUUUGCCCAUGAGAGGGGGCAUGAUGCCAGUCAGAUCACAUUAGCGCUGGGCACAGCUGCUGCAUACCCUCGUGCAUGCCAGGCUCUUGGUGCCAUGCUGUCCAAAGGAGCUCUGAACCCAGCCGACAUCACAGUCCUAUUCAAGAUGUUUAGUAGCAUGGAUCCACCUCCUGUAGAGCUGAUCAGAGUCCCUGCCUUCUUGGAUCUGUUCAUGCUUUCGCUAUUUAAACCCGGAGCUAAAAUCAACCAAGACCACAAGCACAAAUACAUCCACAUCUUAGCAUACGCCGCUAGUGUUGUGGAAACAUGGAAAAAGAACAAGCGUGUGAAUAUAAAUAAGGAUGAGUUGAAGUCCACGUCAAAGGCCAUUGAGACGGUUCAUAAUCUUUGCUGCAACGAAAACAAGGGAGCUACUGAGCUAGUAGCAGAACUCAGCACAUUAUACCAGUGCAUAAGGUUUUCAGUGGUCGCGAUGGGAGUGCUGAAGUGGGUCGACUGGACGGUGUCUGAGCCUCGUUACUUUCAGUUACAAACAGACCACACUCCUGUCCAUCUAGCACUGCUGGAUGAGAUCAGCACAUGCCAUCCGCUCCUCCACCCUCAGGUGUUGCAGUUGCUCAUCAAACUGUUUGAGACAGAGCACUCGCAGCUUGAUGUCAUGGAGCAGCUGGAGCUCAAGAAGACCUUACUGGACCGUAUGGUUCACCUAUUGAGUCGAGGUUAUGUUCUUCCAGUGGUCAGCUACAUCCGCAAAUGUCUGGAGAAGCUCAACACAGAUAUUUCACUCAUUAGAUACUUUGUUACAGAGGUUCUAGAUGUGAUAACACCUCCAUAUACCUCAGACUUUGUCCAGCUGUUUUUGCCCAUCCUAGAAAACGACAGCAUAGCGGGAACGAUACGCACGGAGGGAGAACAUGACCCUGUUGCUGAGUUCAUUGCUCACUGCAAAUCCAACUUCAUCAUGAUGAACUAAACCACAUUAGAAAUUGGUGGGACGUCUGAAAAGGAUAAGGAUCCACGCAGACCGGAGCACUCUUCAUGGACGGACAGCCGAUUUCAGUGUACAUAACUUUUGUCUUGACCAAAAUAUUUUGUUCGCAAAAUAUUGACAUAAUUGCUGAACUUUGAAUGUGUGUAUUGAGGUCACAACUCUUAGAGCCUCUUUUUUGGUUUUAACAACUUGGUUUUCCUUUUUGUAUAUUGAAAUAUUUUUUUUAUUAAAGUCCGUUUUUU